Messenger RNA from Myotis davidii, 699 nucleotides. RefSeq names its product presenilin enhancer gamma secretase subunit (gene PSENEN). The transcript has 3 exons. Gene Ontology annotation, biological process: Notch receptor processing. The record is from RefSeq and is a predicted model, not a curated record. Bases 250 to 555 code for a protein of 101 amino acids. NCBI's taxonomy places the organism in Eukaryota, Metazoa, Chordata, Mammalia, Chiroptera, Vespertilionidae. Gene Ontology annotation, cellular component: gamma-secretase complex.
GUGGCAAAGGCAUCUAUCCGGAGGAAGUAAACUCCACUGGUGAGAUGGGGGUCGUUUCACGCACCCCAGUAAACAUCAAGAGCGUCUCAACCCAAUCAACUUGCUGGUGGGGGCGGGGGCGCCCUACUUUCAGCAAACCCACCCUUGAAUUUAUCUUUGUUUUGUCGUAAAAGGGGCGUGGAUUUUCGCGAUCCUUGCAGCUCUGUCUUGCCCCUCAGACCCACGGAACGACCUAGCCCUAGCGCCACUAUGAAUUUGGAGCGGGUGUCCAACGAAGAGAAGUUGAACCUGUGCCGCAAGUACUACCUGGGUGGGUUUGCUUUCCUGCCUUUUCUCUGGUUGGUCAACAUCUUCUGGUUCUUCCGAGAGGCCUUCCUUGUCCCUGCAUACACAGAGCAGAGCCAAAUCAAAGGCUAUGUCUGGCGCUCUGCUGUGGGCUUCCUUUUUUGGGUGAUUAUACUCACCACCUGGAUCACCAUCUUCCAGAUCUACCGGCCCCGUUGGGGCGCCCUUGGGGACUACCUCUCCUUCACCAUACCUCUGGGUACACCCUGACAAAUUCUUCAGCACAGGCCUGGGACCUGAUCAUUCUCCCAGGAUGGGCUCCUGUACUCCCAGCCCACUUUCAAGCCCCUAAUACUUAUUCCUAUCUCCUGUGUUCUCUGUUGACAUACUCCAAUAAAUGUCCCUGAGUCUCUA